Molecule: messenger RNA, 1365 nt
Organism: Halteromyces radiatus
Lineage: Eukaryota; Fungi; Mucoromycota; Mucoromycetes; Mucorales; Cunninghamellaceae
Exons: 7
Coding region: 67-1311 (414 amino acids)
Source: RefSeq, a predicted model, not a curated record
CAAACUCCGAGUCCAUUUUCAUAUAGAAUUUUUCAUAUAUUUUUCUUUUUUUUUUGUUUCUUCAUCAUGACACAAGCUAAAACUAUCGGUGAACUAGCUGUUGUUGCAUUGAAAGCGAAAGAUCUUCCCAAUCGAGAGAUUGUAGGGAAACAAGAUCCUUUUUGUGUAUUUAGAUUAGGAGAAGAGGCUAAAAAGACAAAAACUGACUAUAGAGGUGGACAACAUCCUGUAUGGGAUGACCAAGUCAAUUUGAUAGUACCAGAAGGCAAAGUCAAGAUGCGCGUUCAACUUUUUGAUGAAGAUGCUAAACGUGAAGAUUUGAUAUCAGAAGCUGAUAUUGAUAUUUCAACAGUAAUCAAAGAAGGCGAACAAGAUGGAUGGUUUCCUUUAACAUAUAAGGGGCGUAAGGCUGGUGAAAUUUAUUUAGAAUUGACUUUUUAUUCUGCUCGUCCACCACCUCGUCGUCAACCUACAAGAUAUCGUGCUGGUAUGCGUCCUCAAUCAUAUCAAGGUGUACCUCCAGUACCUAGUCCUAGCAAUUAUUCUGGUACAACAGGUCGACCUCUUCCUCCUGCGCCAUCUGCUUCAACAUCUACUCCAGCCAGAUAUAACAAUGUAUUUCCUGCGCCUUACACCCCAGCCCAACCAGUUCAAUCUGUACAACAUUCAGCAACUCCUCAUAUGCCACCUUCUUUGACUCCUACUCCAUCUACUUCAACCAGUACAGGUUAUCCUUCAGUUCAACGUCCUCCUCAACAAUAUUUGCAACAACAUCAUCAACAACAACAGCAACAACCUGGAAACAACAAUAACUCAUAUUAUCCUCCUCCAAACUCAGGAGCAACCCAACCUUUAUUGUCUCAACCUUUCCGACCAGGUCAUUCUCCUCAGAAUUCGCAAGGUGGUCAAGUCAAUCAAGGAUAUCCUCCUACUACUUCUCAUCACCAUCCAACACCACAAGGUCAGUCUCAUCAUCAACCUUAUCCACCUCAAGGUCCACCAGCUCAAUAUGGUAAUUUUACCACUCCAGUCAUGGCAUCUUACCCUCCACCUGGAUCUUCCAAUGGUGUCAAUUUCCCUGAACCUCAACGAAACUCUACUUUUUCUUUCUCUGGUCAACAACAACCACCAUAUCCUAACCCGUCUGCUCCACUUGGCCAUAGCUAUCCUCCAAAUCAUUCUGGUUAUCCUCCCAAUCCAUCUGCUGGUUACCCUCCUAACACAUCUUCUGGUUACCCACCCUCUGGUUAUCCACCCAAUCCAUCUUCUGGUUAUCCCCCCAACCCGCCCUCUAGUUACUCCCAUCAUUAGAUUUGUAACGUAGAAUAUACUUGUUCAAUAAAUAUUUUGGUUUUUCUUUCUUUU